Sitophilus oryzae (rice weevil) is the source of this 2665-nucleotide messenger RNA. Its product is annotated as zinc carboxypeptidase A 1-like. The record is from RefSeq and is a predicted model, not a curated record. The transcript is spliced from 13 exons. Gene Ontology annotation, molecular function: zinc ion binding; metallocarboxypeptidase activity. Bases 56 to 2608 code for a protein of 850 amino acids. Gene Ontology annotation, biological process: proteolysis. Lineage: Eukaryota; Metazoa; Arthropoda; Insecta; Coleoptera; Curculionidae.
UUACCUUAAAAAUGUGCCAGCGUCUCAUUUUUUCACAUAAUUCAAUAGAUAUUCAAUGAAGUCACACCUUUUAAUAUUAGCGUUAGCCGUAACCCUCUCUCUAGCAGAGAGGGUCACCUAUAACAAUUACAAACUCUACAAAAUCAUCCCCAAAGAUAAGGAAGCUUUACAUGUGCUGAAAAACCUAGAAAAACAGUCUACCGAUUUCUCUCCCUACGAUUUCUGGAGUGAUCCAGCUCACGUGAACCAACCGGUGAGCCUGAUGGUAUCUCCAGACUUCCAACAUACAGUCGAAGAUAUGUUGAAACCCCUGAACGUCACCAAAGAGGUGGUUAUACAGGACGUCCAGAAAGUGUUCGACGCUGAAAAAAGGUCUCUUGGAAACGAACUGAAUCCAGUGAAUUGGACCCUUUACAACACUUUAGAAGAGAUUAAUAACUGGCUGGAAGAUUUGGCAGUGGAAUUCAGUGAAUACAUCACUAUUUUAAAACCGGGCAAAUCACAUGAAGGUCGUGAUAUUGUUGGGGUGAAACUUGACUUGACCCCAGAAACGGCAGACAAGGAGGUUGUUUUUAUGGAGGCAAACAUCCAUGCUAGGGAAUGGAUUACUUCAGCAGCCACUACUUACAUUUUAAACGAAUUUUUGCGUUCAACAGACGAGAAUGUUCUUGCAGUCGCUCGGAGAUACGUAUGGUACUUCUUCCCAGUCAUGAAUCCUGAUGGUUUUGAGUACUCUCAUACUACUAAUCGUCUAUGGCGCAAAACCCGUACGCGCUACAACAUUUUCUGCUGGGGUGCCGAUCCCAACAGGAACUGGGACAGCAUGUGGAUGGUCACCGGUGCUUCCCAGAACCCGUGCUCAGACAUCUAUGCCGGCCCGGUAGCGUUUUCUGAGCCCAGCGUCAAGGUCAUGAAGGAUUUCAUCGAGACCAUCGCUGACAACAUGGUGGCCUAUCUCGAUUUCCAUUCGUUCAGCCAGAUGUUGCUGUUGCCUUACGGUCAUACCACUGAGCAUUUGGAUAAUUACCAAGAAAUGAGAGAGAUUGGUGAAUAUGCUUUGGGAAGAUUAACAUCACUUUAUAACACUGUUUAUACUAUAGGAAACGUGCCAGAAAUUCUAUAUGAAGUGUCUGGUAGCAGUAUGGACUGGGUGAAAGCUACUUUCAAAACUCCCAUAGUCUACUGUUGGGAGCUGAGAGAUUUGGGUAGCUACGGUUUCGUGCUGCCAGCUGAACAAAUUAUACCAACAUCGAUAGAAACUUUGGAAUCGGUUAUAGCGAUUUUUGAAGCAUACGUAGAUCGAUCGUUGCUUGACAAUAAUAAUAACCCUUCUAAGAUGAAGUUCCUCCUUGUGGCUUUGGCGACCGUAGCUCUCAGCGCUACCCUAGCUACCUCAGACAAAGUCAGAUAUGACAACUACACUUUGUUUAGGUUUGUACCUAAAACAAAGGCUAUGGUACAAAGUCUGAUCGAUCUGGAAUCAGCUCCACUGUCUGGAUAUCAUUUCUUCAGUCCCAUUCAAGGCGAGGCACAACCUGUGGAUGUUUUAAUAUCUCCAGACCACCAAGCCGAAUUCAAAGCUAUCCUGGAAGAGAACAAUAUUGAAAGUGAAGUUUUGGUGGAAGAUAUCCAGAAAUCCAUUGACAACGAAGGAUUUAGACCCGAUACAUUGGCUGGAUCUUUCGACUGGAGAGCAUACCAUACUUUGGAUGAGAUCUAUGGUUGGUUAAGGAGUAUUGCAAGCUCGUACCCUGACAGAGUUACUUUACUUUACGGCGGUUCUACAGGCCAAGGACGUGAUAUACUGGGCGUUAGGAUAUCGCAUAACCCAGCCAAUGCGGAACGUAUAGUGUUUAUUGAGGCUAACAUCCAUGCCAGGGAAUGGAUUACUUCUGCUGUAGCUACUUUCAUCAUUAACCAACUGAUUGGCAAUACCGAUGCAGAAGUUCGUCAUUUGGCGGAAAGCUACGAUUUUUAUGUAUUCCCUGUAUUCAACCCCGAUGGAUUUGUUCACAGCCAUACAACAAACCGUUUAUGGAGAAAAACUCGUACCCAGUACAGCAUAUUCUGCUACGGUGCCGACCCUAACCGCAACUGGCCUUACCAAUGGAUGACAGGUGGCGCCAGCAACCAACCGUGCUCUGACACCUACGGUGGUCCAGCUCCAUUAUCCGAACCAUCCACUCUUUCUACUUCUAACUUUAUUAGAUCGAUAGGAAGGAACCUGGAAGCUUAUAUUAGCUUGCAUUCAUACAGCCAGAUGCUUUUAUUGCCAUACGGGCACACCACAGCCCAUUUGGACAACUAUGACGAACUGAUGCUUAUCGGUAGACAAGCUAUUCAGGACUUGUCCAGAAGAUACGGCACUCAGUACGUUGUAGGAAACAUUGCUGAAACCAUAUAUGUUGCUACUGGUGGCAGUAUGGACUGGGUUAAGAACGAAUUCCAAGUACCAAUCAGUUACACCUACGAAUUACGGGAUUUGGGUCAAAAUGGGUUCAUUUUACCGGCCGAGGAAAUUAUUCCUACAGGCUUGGAAACUUUGGACUCUUUGGUGUCCAUCUUUAGGUCAUACGAACUCCUUCAUCCCAGAACUGAUUCCGAAUAGAUUUUGAUUGUAUUGUGGCUAGAUGUUAGUGAAUAAAUCUUUAUUGUGAUAUGAGAA